This is a messenger RNA of Trichoplusia ni (cabbage looper), 1437 nucleotides long. It is a transcript of the gene Lis-1, whose product is annotated as proteasomal ATPase-associated factor 1. The transcript is spliced from 6 exons. NCBI's taxonomy places the organism in Eukaryota, Metazoa, Arthropoda, Insecta, Lepidoptera, Noctuidae. The coding region runs from base 192 to 1370 and encodes 392 amino acids. Gene Ontology annotation, molecular function: protein binding. The record is from RefSeq and is a predicted model, not a curated record.
UUUUACGUCAGUCAGCUGUUGAACUUUUAUUUUGAUUUUUAUUCAUCAUUUUUAGCAAAUCAUCAAAUUGUUUGCACUCUGAGUUUCUGAAUAAUAUUGAUGAAUGUUAUUAUUAUUCCUGUAGAAUAUUGAUUUGUGCCUGACUUAUUCGAAUAUACUGAAGUGUUUAUAAGAAAUACUAAUAGUUUAAAAUGUCCAAUCAAUCGCCGGUCAUUACUAUUCAAUGCGAUUGGAACGAUGUUAUAAGAUUACCAAAAGGCGAAGCCUGGAUAUCAUCUAAAAUACUAAAUGAAGCUAGUAUUCAUGAUAAGCUGCUGACUUCUUUAAGUGAUGGAAAAGUUAAAAUCAAUUUUUCUGACAAUUAUCAGUACAUAUCCCAUGGGCCAUUGAAUCUGGUGGUUAAACAUAUUGCUUCUGACCUGAAAGUAGCAUUUGUGGCUCCCAGCAAGGCUCACAAAAUACAUAAGAAAGCUGUUUUGUCUGUUGCGGUCUCAAGCCAUUCUCUAGCUGUGUCUUCUUGUGAAGAGGACAAGCUUUUAGUGUGGGACAGCAGAACAAGUGAAGUAAGCCUUGACUUAAAGGGCCAUGGAGGUCCAAUAUACAAAUGCAAGUUCUUUCCAUCUGGCAUUGUUGUGCUGUCUGCGGGUGCUGAUGGCUCUUGCAGGAUCUGGUCGGCCGAGUCAGGUAUAAACCCGGUCACUCUGAAAGGCCAUGCCAUGGCCGUCACUGAUAUAUGUAUCAUUGAAAAAGGAAGAAAUGUUAUCUCUGUGAGCAGAGAUGGAUCAGCAAAACUAUGGGAUGUGGGUGAAUCAAACUGCUUAGCAGAUGUUGUUGAAGGCCACGGCCAGCUCAACUGCUGUGCUAUAGCUACUACCACGGAUAUUGCUGAAGUUGACAAUGAGAGAGAGGUUGGCACCAAUAACAAACUAUUAAUUGUUGGGUGUGAGAGUGGACUUGUUGUAUGUGCACAUGUGGCCAAGAGAGGUCAGACAUUUGCCAAGCAGCUGGACUCUGCUUGCAACACCAUCAUUGUCAUGGAUCAAUCUGCUAUUGUAGGCUGCAGCAAUGGAAAGAUAACACAAUUAAAUCUUCAAAAUGGGUCUGUAAUGAAAGAAUGGCAUGAAUCUGCUAGCCCCGUUCAAAGUAUGGCGGUUUUAACGAAUCACAUGUACGUCGUUGGGCGGCAAGAUGGCACCUGCACAGUACUUUCACUACAGGAAGGAUUCUCGAAGCUCAGGGUACAGUUGACUGGGUCAGACUGUGACGGUAUCAGAGAUAUAUCUUUCAACGGCAAGUGGGUAUUCGCUGGUUGUCGAGAUUCUAAUGUACGGAAAUAUGAUUUCAAUCAAAUCAAUGUCCAUUUUAAGUAACUCAGUGUAAUAUUAUUUAGUAAGAAUAUUUAAGUAUGCGUAAGAUUUAAUAUACCUGUCUAUUGGA